This is a messenger RNA of Adineta steineri, 897 nucleotides long. The record is from the annotation of a GenBank genome assembly. NCBI's taxonomy places the organism in Eukaryota, Metazoa, Rotifera, Eurotatoria, Adinetida, Adinetidae.
AUGGGAGGAUCUUCCAGUUCUGUUACAAUGACAGCGGAAAAUGCAAGGUUAACAUUUCCUCAUCUCCAACAAGUAUUUGAUAUUCAAGAUCAAGAGAUUGAAAUAGAAAAUACUCGGAAAAAAAUAUUUAAUUAUAUUGUUUCAGGAAUCGACCAUGCGCCAGCUAAUGAUAUUAUGAAAAAUUUAGUAAAAUAUGCGAUCAGUUAUAUUACGGCCGCUGUAGAAGAUAGCCAAGAUCCGAUAGAUAGAAAAAUCGAAAGACAUAUUGGUAGAUAUUUAUAUACGCAACUAUCAGCAGAAUUUGAUGAAAUUAAAAGAAAAUUGAAAUUAAUUCAACAUUGUAUGGCAAUAAAUGGAUGGAAGGAUGCAUAUGCUGAUAUUAGCUAUUGUAUCUCAAGAUGUGGAGUGCUUUUAAGCUUAUUUUUAAAUAACAUUAAUCAUGCACUAGCCAUGGGAACGCUAUUUAAAGAACUAUGUCUGGUAUAUAUUGCUCUUGGAUUGGUAUUAGCAGAAUACAAUGCAGUACAUAUACCACAUAUAAUUGAUCGGUUUAAUGAAAUUGAAGAGGCUGUGAAAAAAUUUAAAGAAGCAGCUGUAAGCCAGAGAUUAAAGAUGAUUUUGUUGAAGUGGUGGUGCUUCACUGAUCCGUUAAGACCUGAUAUGAUGGGUAUUCAAAUCAUGGACAGAUUAGGAGAAGAUCUAGAAGGUGGUAGCUCAGAUUCAGGAUACUUCGAUCUGGUUGGCGAAAUAAAUUCAAUAAAAUAUGAAGAACUUACAAACUACAAACGUCAAUUGGAAAGUAUAUAUAGCCACUAUUUUGAUAAAAUAAAAUUUCAAGCAUUGGAUCAAGCAAGGAACAGAAUAGCAACAAUUGAAGUAAGGCGAGCAACUCAAUAA